UUUACAAAAAUAAACAAUUCCAAUUCCUGACUUCAAGCAAUGAAAAGACAAAAUGUGAGAACUCUAUCAUUAGUCGUAUGUACAUUUACUUACCUGCUUAUCGGAGCUGCCGUGUUUGACGCCCUAGAGUCCAAGGAAGAAGAAAGACGAGAUGGCUUAUUAAAAGUUUCCACAAAUGCCCUAAAGAGAAAAUACAACAUAUCUGAAGAUGACUACCGAAUGAUUGAACUAGUCAUCAUCGAAUACAAACCCCACAAAGCCGGUCCCCAAUGGAAAUUUGCCGGUGCUUUCUAUUUCGCCACAGUUGUUUUAGCCAUGAUCGGCUACGGGCACUCGACACCGGUCACUGCAGGUGGUAAGGCUUUCUGUAUGGGCUACGCUAUGGUUGGAAUCCCCCUCGGGCUCGUCAUGUUUCAAAGUAUCGGUGAACGUUUGAACAAAUUCGCUUCCGUCGUCAUCAGACAAAUAAAAAAGUACCUGAGUUGUCAAAAAAUCGAAGCGACCGAGAUGAACCUCAUGUUUGCUACUGGGAUGCUGUCUUCCAUAAUAAUUACUACAGGAGCUGCUGUGUUUUCACGGUAUGAGGGAUGGACCUAUUUCGACAGUUUUUACUACUGCUUCGUCACCCUCACAACUAUAGGCUUUGGCGACUAUGUCGCUUUGCAGAACGAUAAUGCCCUCAUCAACAAACCUGGUUACGUGGCUCUAAGUUUGGUUUUUAUUCUGUUUGGGCUGGCAGUGGUUGCUGCCAGCAUUAAUUUGCUGGUAUUACGUUUCAUGACAAUGAACGCGGAAGAUAUACGUCGUGACGAUCAAGACCUGCAGUCUUCCUCCCAUCACGUGCUCACUUUGGACGGUGAAGUUAUGGCGGUGAAUGGGAAACUGUUGGCGGGGCAUGCAUUUAUUGGGGAAGAGGGUGAGAUAGAUCAAAUGUCGGUUUGUUCCUGCAACUGUUUGGGCUUAAACCAUGCCGAAAAUGAAGAGCUAUUGCUGGAUACAAGUUAUCAUCCAUCUCACACCGUUCUGUCCUCAAAUUUGCGGAUCAAGAGGGCAUCGGUGUGACAUAAUUUUAAGUUAUAAUAAAAGAGAAUGAUAAA
Messenger RNA from Anoplophora glabripennis (Asian longhorned beetle), 1097 nucleotides. RefSeq names its product two pore potassium channel protein sup-9 (gene Task7). Gene Ontology annotation, biological process: stabilization of membrane potential; potassium ion transmembrane transport. The record is from RefSeq and is a predicted model, not a curated record. Gene Ontology annotation, molecular function: potassium ion leak channel activity. Bases 40 to 1062 code for a protein of 340 amino acids. Gene Ontology annotation, cellular component: membrane. The transcript is spliced from 5 exons. NCBI's taxonomy places the organism in Eukaryota, Metazoa, Arthropoda, Insecta, Coleoptera, Cerambycidae.